UACACAUGCACAUACACAAACACAGGCGUACAGUCGCAACAUCUUAAAAAAAUUGAAUGUUAUAUUUUGCAGCGUAAAAAUUAAGUUGACUAGUUUGCAAACAACUAAUUUAGAGUUAGUUUGUAAUGAAACGCACCGCGGCAUCCAAAUCAAUGUCGUAGAACCGCAAUUAGCAAGUGUAACAAGACAAAUCACAACAUGAUUGCAUCCGAAUCAGAGGCCAUAAAUUCGGCCACUUAUGUGGAUAAUUAUCUCGAUUCCGUGGAGAAUCUGCCCGACGAUGUGCAGCGCCAGCUCUCUCGCAUACGGGACAUUGAUGUCCAAUACCGAGGAUUAAUACGGGACGUGGAUCACUACUAUGACCUCUACGUGCUACACCAGAACUCGCCCGACACCAAUCGCCGCUGCCGCUCGAUAGCGCGUAUGCACCAGAGCCUGAUACAGGCCCAGGAGCUGGGCGAUGAGAAAAUGCAGAUUGUGAAUCUGCUGCAGGAGAUAAUAGAUGGUAAGGUUAGGCAAUUGGACACAGAUCAGCAGAAUCUCGACCUGAAGGAGGAGCGUGAGCGUUACGCGCAGCUGGACGAUGGGCCGCCAUCGAAGCUGCAACGGCUCCAGAGUCCUAUGUGUGAUCAAGGCAACAGUGCGGGCAAUAAUGUGUUAAAUAGCAGCGGAUUGGGCGGCAAUGCGGCCAACGUAUCCAAGGAUCAUUAUGGUUCACUGCCCUUUAUUGGCGUGCCGGGCUCCGGUGGUAGCGGCAUCAGUGGCAAUGGCGGCAGCUCGACGCCCACCUAUGAUCGUUCCAAUCAUCUAAGCAGUGGUGGCAACGGCUACAAUGGCUCCUAUUGUGGCAGCAACAGUGACCUGCAGCGUUCGGGCAGCAAACGCUCGAGGCGACGCAACGAGAGCCUGCCCAAUAACGGCAGCUCCACUGAGAUGGGCGGCAAUGAAUCCAAUUCGGCCAACGAGGCGGGCAGCAGUGGGAACGGGAAUAGUGAACGUAAGUCUUCGAUGGCCAGCGGCAGUGGCCUGGGGCAGCGCAAGAGUCAAGUUCAAUUGGCGGGCGCCAGCGUAGCCAGUGGAGCAGGCGGUGGCGGUGGCAAUGGCGGCGGCAGCAAUUCCGGCAAGAAGAAGAAACGCAAAGUGCGCGGCGCGGGCGCUAAUAAUACGGCGGCAAAUACUCGCGAAGAAACGCCACCGCCGGAGCCCAUCGAUCCGGAUGAGCCCACGUAUUGCGUGUGCAACCAGAUUUCGUUUGGCGAAAUGAUACUCUGUGACAACGAUUUGUGUCCCAUCGAGUGGUUCCACUUCUCGUGCGUUUCACUUGUGCUCAAGCCGAAGGGCAAAUGGUUCUGUCCGAACUGCCGCGGCGAGCGACCCAACGUCAUGAAGCCGAAGGCGCAAUUUCUGAAGGAGCUAGAGCGCUACAACAAGGAAAAAGAGGAGAAAACUUAAACAAUGUUUUGUGGAAACAGUUUUUUGUGUUAAACACUCUUAGCCAUUACGAUUAGACCAGGGCUCAGCACUAUGUAAAUUAUUCGCUUCUUACAACUCUAGUUAAUA
Messenger RNA from Drosophila navojoa, 1560 nucleotides. Its product is annotated as inhibitor of growth protein 1. Gene Ontology annotation, cellular component: nucleus. Gene Ontology annotation, biological process: positive regulation of DNA-templated transcription. NCBI's taxonomy places the organism in Eukaryota, Metazoa, Arthropoda, Insecta, Diptera, Drosophilidae. The record is from RefSeq and is a predicted model, not a curated record.